AUGGGAUGGCACUUCAAGUUCAUAUGUGAGUCAAGGCAGGUGGCCAAAUACUUUUGGCAAUAUAGUGUACUCCCGGCUUCACAAUUACAGCGCGACACGUCACAUCUGCUCCAACUGCGCCAUUAAAGAACCAUGAAGUGAUUAUGCCAUGGCCCUGCUUGUUACAAACACCCCCAACUGUUUGGGUAAGCGUGCAAGUGCGUGUACAGAAAAGGGAGUCGAAACAAAAGAUAAUGCAGUUGAAGCUCAUCUCCAUCAUUUUCCUGUCGGGGCGAUACGGUGGAUGUGAUAUUGUUGUCUUACAAACAAAGCUCAACCGAACAACAUCGGGAGCAAAAAGGCCAAACAAAAGGUCAUGGAUGAUUAGAUUGCAGAAAAGUCUGGUGACUUCAUCAUUCGCUACCUAUAGUCACAACUUUUCUGUUUAUGCAUUGUUGCCCAGAAAGGUCUCAGCUCUUAUCUUUGGGUAUGACAAAAGCUAGAGAUGCCUCUCAGAAAAGACAGGGCCUAUAUAAGAUGUCGUAAAUGAAAUGAAACACAAACCACCCGACAGAGCCCUUUCCGACACUCUAAGACGUCCACAGGGAGAUUUUUUUUUGAGCGCCAUGUGGAAGGCAGCCGUCUUGACUCUUUGUCUCUUGGUGGCAUUGGUCGACAGGGUGCGGCUCAAUGAAGCUCAUCCCUCUUUCUAUGGGAUGAAGCUGUGCGGCAGAGAGUUUAUACGCGCUGUCAUCUUUACCUGUGGGGGCUCCCGCUGGAGGAAGAGUGUGGGAGACUCAGCUCUUAUUGGAGACGAGGCGUUUGACCAAUGGAACGCAAAUCCUUUCCCCCAACUCGCCGGUGAGCAGGACGCUGCACCGUCCAACAUUUGGAAAGAACAGACAAUAGAUGUGGCGUCUCUGGCCGCAGAAUUUCGCCGCUCGGCUCGCUCGCCGAUUUCCGAGGAGGUCCUAGAGGCCCUACGAAGUGCAGACAGGAAAGGGCGCGACGUGGUGGUGGGCCUGUCUAAUGCUUGCUGCAAAUGGGGCUGCAGUAAGAGUGAAAUCAGCUCCCUAUGCUAAAAAAUAUUGGCCUUUCUUGUGCAGGGUUUUAAAAUUUAGGUCAGGGGUCCUCAAUUACAUCUGCCCAAGGGCCAGGAAUUAAAAAAAAAAAACAGAAUUACAAUGUAAAUAUAUGUUGGUACAAAUAUAUAUAGUCUAUAAAAAUGUUCUGGGAUUAAUUUCUGUAACCUUAUAUUUCACAGAAGUGAACUGUUAUUGCAUAGUAAAAGUCUGUAAUCCUAGUCCUCUGUAACAUCAUAACACAUUCAUGUAAAUUCAAACAGAUUUGUCUCUUAAAGGGAUCUGUAGACUACAUUGCACCCUUGUACAGUAUAUGGUGGUAUGCUGUUGAACGGAGAGAGUAAUUAACGAUUCAUUACAAUUGUGACGUCACAGCAUCUCAUUUUAUUUUGAUUAACUAUGAAAUAAACAAACGGAUUGCCAUGUCAAAAGACAGCUUCAACAAAAUGAGUCUCAUAUUUAAAAAUACAAACAUCUCAAUUGACUCCUAACUCAGAGUCCUCAAAACGUAUGUAUGGUGUGUGCUACUUUACGGCUGUGAAUGCUGGACAUUAAACUAUCAACAACUGAGAAAAUUAGAGACAACUGAAAUGUGUUUUUUCAGAAAAAUACUUCGCAUAUAAUAGACUGAAAAUAAUAUUAAUUAGGUAUGGGCAAAGGCAAAAACAAGAAGAUCUCUAAUUGCAACAAUUCGAAAUAGGCAGCUGAAAUUCCUCAGACAUAUCAUUAGAAAAGACAUAUUAGAAAAACUGAUGUUAACAGGAAAACUAGAAGGAAAGAAAGCUCCAGGUCGACAACGAAUAACAUAUAUCAACAGCCUAAGAAAUGUUAUCGUAAAUAUCAAUAAUAUAGAACUCAUACAUAGAGCGGAUGACAAAGAAGACUGGAGAGCCCUGAUCAUGGAUGCCUGCAAACAGGCCUGAUACCCCAUGAUGAUGAUGAAAUUAAAACUGUGAUGUUACAGCAUUUAGUUGUAACUUUAUUGUAAUUAAUCGUAAAAUCACAGCUAUGCAUUAAUAGUAAAUUGCUGUAAAUAUAUUUCACAGUAAAUUACUGUAAAUGUUACUGUUUAGCCAGUAAUUUGCUGUGAAUUUUCAAUGACAUUUUUACAGUGUAAUAUUUGAUGAAAAACAAUAAUAUUUAUGUAUGUUAACAAUCACCCCGCCUGGGAUUUGUACCAUGGCUUCCUUGUUCAUCUUGGUGUCACAUAUCUUUUUCUGUAAAACUUUACGUUUGUGAUGUCUGGUAGGCCGGUCUAUUG
Messenger RNA from Entelurus aequoreus (snake pipefish), 2322 nucleotides. RefSeq names its product relaxin 3b (gene rln3b). NCBI's taxonomy places the organism in Eukaryota, Metazoa, Chordata, Actinopteri, Syngnathiformes, Syngnathidae. The record is from RefSeq and is a predicted model, not a curated record. Gene Ontology annotation, cellular component: extracellular region. Bases 531 to 1061 code for a protein of 176 amino acids. The transcript is spliced from 2 exons. Gene Ontology annotation, molecular function: hormone activity.